Phycodurus eques (leafy seadragon) is the source of this 1399-nucleotide messenger RNA. RefSeq names its product RAB22A, member RAS oncogene family (gene rab22a). The record is from RefSeq and is a predicted model, not a curated record. The transcript is spliced from 7 exons. Gene Ontology annotation, molecular function: GTP binding; GTPase activity. The coding region runs from base 474 to 1052 and encodes 192 amino acids. NCBI's taxonomy places the organism in Eukaryota, Metazoa, Chordata, Actinopteri, Syngnathiformes, Syngnathidae.
UUGAAUGUACUUCCUGUGCACGAUAUCGAUGAUGGUACUCAUCAGUUUGGGAACAAAGUCGACAUAUUUCGUAGGCGAGUUGGAGGGCUUUUGUGUUCGAACUUCGAGUGGAGCUCUCCAGCGAACUAUUAAAAAAAUAAAAAAAUUAAUAAAAAAUUGCAGGAGUCACGUGACCGCGCGCAGUAGUUCCAAGAUGGAGACUGGAGUGCGCGGUGCUACUUUCGCUACUUAGCUACUAGCCUCAUCAUCACAAUUAUUAUCACACCAUGUGAGCAAGGACCUUUCAUUAAGUCCCAGUUCCUUCUUCGUUUGAGAUCUUUCCAACACCGACGAAGUAAACAGGAGUCGUCUUUGUCCCCCUAAAAAUAUAUAAUAUAUAUAUAUAUAUAUUGAAGACAAGUAGGCUAAGGAGAAGUGGGGAGAGAACCAAAAGUGCAAAUGAAGAGCAAGUCAAUGUAAAACAGGAAGCAGCUAUGGCGUUAAGAGAGUUAAAAGUCUGUCUUCUGGGGGAAACUGGUGUUGGCAAGUCAAGUAUCGUGUGGAGAUUUGUGGAGGACAGCUUUGACCCAAACAUCCUACCAACUAUUGGGGCAUCUUUUAUGACCAAGACAGUACAAUACCAAAACGAGCUGCACAAGUUCCUCAUUUGGGACACAGCAGGACAGGAGCGGUUUCGAGCUCUGGCACCAAUGUACUACAGAGGCUCUGCAGCGGCCAUCAUUGUUUAUGACAUCACAAAAGAGGAAUCCUUCCAAACGUUGAAGAACUGGGUGAAGGAGCUGCGUCAGCACGGCCCUCCCAAUAUCGUGGUGGCCAUCACUGGCAACAAAUGUGAUCUGUCGGACGCCAGGGAAGUCUUGGAGAAGGACGCCAAAGACUACGCCGACUCCAUCCAUGCCAUAUUUGUCGAGACCAGUGCCAAGAACGCCAUUAACAUCAACGAGGUGUUUAUAGAGAUAAGUAAGCGCAUCCCAGUCGCAGGCGCGGGAACGUCGGGAAAAGGUUUCAAACUGGGGCGACAAGAAUCAGAGUCUCGCAGGACGUGCUGCUGAUGACACCGGUGACUAUUUGUGACGUUUCCCUAACCUCAUCCUUCCAUUGUAUAGCUAUCAACACGAGCAUGAGGAGCGACAAAAACAAUGCACGAGAAAUGGGUUUUUGAAGUGACAGAAGAAAGUCUACAAAUAAUCUGGUUGGUGUCGCUGGUUUGUCAUCUCCCACCCAUAAGACAUACGAGAGUGAUUAUUUUUUAUAGUGCUUAAAUUAUUGUUUUUAAUAAUUAUUUCUCAACUUCAUAAUAUUGACUUUUCUCUGCAAUCUGUAAUUUUGUAUUAUUGAUUCCUCAUGUUGGAAAAAGCUCAUGUCAACUGCAAAUACAGAAAUUGAUUUACAAAUGUGA